AUGGGCCAGGCCCCCUGGAACCACACGGGGACCUCCGACUUCGUGUUGCUGGGGCUGCGCGCCCCACCCUCCCUGAGACCCUUGCUAUGGACCGCGCUGCUGCUGGCCUACCUGGCCACCGUGCUGGGCAACAGCGCGCUGCUGGGGCUGAUUGCGCUGGACCCGCGGCUGCACCGGCCCAUGUACCGUCUGCUGGCCCACCUGGCACUGCUGGACACGGCGUACGUGAGCACCACGUUGCCGCAGGCGCUGGCACACAUGCUGGCACAGCACGCCCGCCUCUCCCUGGCGCGCUGCGGGACGCAGCUCUACGUGGGCAUCUCCCUGGGCAGCUGCGAGGCCAUUCUCCUGGCCGCCAUGGCCCUGGACCGCUGCCUGGCCGUGUGCCAGCCCCUGCGCUACGCGGCGCUCAUGACGCCCGCACGCUGCGCUGCUCUGGCCGGCACCGCCUGGGCGCUGGGCUUCGUUCUGUCGGUGCCCAACGCCGCGGCCGCGCUGCGCCUGCCCUUUUGCCCCGGGAGGCCCCCGGUCGACCACUUCUUCUGCGAACUGCCGGCCGUGCUGAGGACGGCGUGCGCUGACACCGCCACCAACCACCUGCUGGUGUAUGGCCUGGGUACGCCCAUCCUCCUGCUGCCCUUGAGUUUCAUUCUCGCCUCCUACGCCCUGAUUCUGGCUGCCGUUCGCAAGCUGCCCUCCACCAAAAGCCGGCUCAAGGCGCUGUCCACCUGCAGCUCCCACCUGGUCGUGGUGGGUCUCUUCUAUGGCACGGUGACCGCCAUGUACUUGCGCCCGCGUGCCUCCAGCGCCCUCCCUGCCACGCAUCACAAGCUGGUGGCUGUGUUCUACCUGGUGGUCACACCUGUCCUGAACCCACUCAUCUACAGCCUUCGGAACCGCGAGGUCCAUGCGGCGGCCCGCUACGUGCUCGCCAGGCUCCCGGGGACCCGCACCGCGCGGCGCUGA
This is a messenger RNA of Ochotona princeps (American pika), 966 nucleotides long. Its product is annotated as olfactory receptor 2A1/2A42-like. The transcript has a single exon. Bases 1 to 966 code for a protein of 321 amino acids. The record is from RefSeq and is a predicted model, not a curated record. Gene Ontology annotation, cellular component: membrane. Gene Ontology annotation, biological process: G protein-coupled receptor signaling pathway. NCBI's taxonomy places the organism in Eukaryota, Metazoa, Chordata, Mammalia, Lagomorpha, Ochotonidae. Gene Ontology annotation, molecular function: olfactory receptor activity; G protein-coupled receptor activity.